This is a messenger RNA of Symbiodinium necroappetens, 1410 nucleotides long. NCBI's taxonomy places the organism in Eukaryota, Dinophyceae, Suessiales, Symbiodiniaceae. The record is from the annotation of a GenBank genome assembly.
AUGGGCGAUGCAGCCCGCACCAGAGCAGCACUGAACUUCGUUUGCGGCGCUCUGCACAGAGCCGGGGUGCACUAUGUUGAUGCCGAGUGCCUUCGCUUGGCGAAGCAUGCCGACACUUCUGUAAGCCCUGCCAUGUGGGCACUUGUAGCUGACCUGCUAGAGUUUUUACAAAUCAGCACCGAUGGUUGGACUCCGGUUCUGCGAGAAUCCCCAAUGGAGCUGUCUGCGCUGGAGAAGGAGACCGUGGUCUUUAAACUUAUGCUGUUAGGAUACCCUCGGGCUGACCAUCUCAUCGACACCAGGGAGUUGCUGCUUGCAGUUGGUUAUCUGUUAAGCGCAUCCCAGCUGUUGACAGCAGCCCGGCGUUUGGAGAGCCGCCAUCCAUUGCCACCGUAUCCCGACGAAAUUGCUUGCUCGGAGCGGCUAUCUCCAAUUGGUCGACCCGCAGCAGAUGGCGAUGGACUUUGUAAUCUUCUCCAGCUCCAUGGCCGGUGGCGUGCAGAGACAAGACGAUUGGAGCAGCUGGAGGCUCACCGUCUCAUGCUGCUGAAGCAGAUGCAAGAACUAACGUCCAGCAGGCUUCAGACGCACAAGGAUAAGGACAGGACGAAGAAGUUCCUCCAGUCGCCACCAACACAGUAUGAAUUAUUUGUGCUCGAGCGCUCUUUGCAAGAGCACCUGGAAGACCUGCAGCAAUACAUCAGCAAUGUGCAAGCCAACAAGGACGAAGAGCUCUUCUGGCGCUGGAUGGGGAGUGUGUUUCGAGCCACCGGCGCAGAAGGCAUUGCGGCAGACAGCGCUAGCCCGGACAUCAGCCACACCAUGCAGAAUGUGGCUGAUUUGGACAGCCUACAAAGCUUUGAAGAGUCGGCGACUGCGCUGAAAAAAGCUCAAGCCGAAUCUCUUCGCCCUGCAGUGUUUGGCCCUCGACGGGGCACGUGCAAAGCUGGAAGCCUGCGUGACCACUGGGACGCCUUGCACAAGUCUCUUUCGGGUGUUGCUCAAGGGGAGCUAAAGCAAGAGCUUAGAGACUUGGGAACUGCCUUCGAUGCAGCAUUCCCGGCUGUUUGGAAUGAGAACACGGAGAAAGCAGAGAGAACGACCGACGUUAUGCAAGCUCACGUGGUCCACCGGCCAUCGAGCCUCCCAACCGUCCUGGUCAGGGAUUCACCGGAUGCGCGUGUCAAGCUGGGCACAUCAGCUGCAAGCAUUCAAGAGCAUGUGCAUGCGAUGCGAGCGUGCUACACAUCUGCAUCGCAGGAGCACGGGGUGCUUCUUCAGGAAGCAGUCAACGAGCUUGAUGGUGCACUCGCGAUGCUUGAAGACCUGCGGGUGCUUGCAGUGGGCAAAAGUGAUAACCAUGGGAAAGGGGAGAAAGGGUCCAUUUUGCGAGCCAUGCAUGCGCCUUGA